Messenger RNA from Seminavis robusta, 3325 nucleotides. NCBI's taxonomy places the organism in Eukaryota, Bacillariophyta, Bacillariophyceae, Naviculales, Naviculaceae. The record is from the annotation of a GenBank genome assembly.
GGUUGAAAGCCAAAAAUCUUCCUUCGUGAUCAUAUCCAGCCGUAUAUUGAUUGAUUGAUUGACUGUCGACCAUGUUGAGCAAAGAAUUCAUGAACUUUGAGUCUCCGAACGCCAUUGACGCUGGCGAUGCGCCUCCCAGCAAUCCCAACCGUCGGGGCCGUGGCCGCCACAGCGCGAAAAGCAGCAAUCAAGGUGGCUCUUCGUCGACGCGAGGACCUCGUUCCAUGUCGGAUCCAGUAAUCCAAGUGGUGCCCAAUGAGAAUCUCUUUCGUGGAGAAAAGAUCAAGAUUGUCGAUAGCAGCUCUGGCAGUGACCACAGCAGUCGCAGCGGCGGACGCAGUGCCAGUGUGGUCUCUUCUCCUGCCGGCAGUAAUGUUCGCUACACCAACAACAACGCCUUUAUGAAUUCGUAUUCGGAACAGUCCAUGUUGGAAUUUACCGAAGACGAUGGAUCCUAUGUCAAGCAUGAUCAACUCCCCUCUCCGGAGGAUGCUCGCUUGUAUGCGCAAGCCGUAUUGACGGACUCUUUCCGUCGCUACAGCACCAGCACGACUGGAAGCGACGAGGAAGAUCCCAUUGCAUUGGCAUUGGAGGAAGCCAAGCCAUUGUCGUCUUCGGCCGUCAACACUUGGCGUCGUCCUUCUCGGCGCAAGUCUUCCAAGGACAUCCGUCAAGCUGCCAUGAUGUUCAAAAGCGAGGAAGACAAGCAGAACGCUCGCCGCUCUUGCAUUUACUUGGUUCUCUCCGUCUUUUGCAGCAUUCUCAUCCUCGGCACUGCGGUCGCCUUUUUCAUCAUUGUCACCACGGCCAGUGUCAGCAAUGCCAAGGACAAUAACAGCAGCAACAGUAACAGCAACAACGAUGUCUCCACCACAACCAGCACUACAGUCGACGGAGUGACCGAUGAGAUGAUCCAAUCUCCUCGCUUUCUCAAGACCAUCGAGUGGCUGUCCGAACAUGGAAUCAGCGACAUGAAGGCUCUCACCACAGAGGGAUCGCCACAGUUCCUGGCUGCAGAAUGGAUCGCCGACACGGACAAGCUCAAAGAAGAGAUCCCUGUCACUGCCGAUAUGAGCACCCUUCAAGGCGAACAAACGGAAACCGCGGCGCCCCAUCAACCACAUGCCGACCUGAGCAUUGUCAACAGCAACUACACGGAAAAGGAAGCCAAUGAAGCCCACCUCCGUCACGAAGCCUACGAACGGUUCUUGCAACGAUACAUUCUUGCCGUCUUUUACUUCGCCUUGUCGAAUGAGAAUGCUAACUUUGAGGAACACUGGACGCACCACUUGAACUUUUUGACCGAUCAGAAUGAAUGCGCUUGGCACAAGGUGGAAACGGCCAACGAUGGAAAGCAAUACACUGUCGGUGUCGCCUGCAAUGAAAAAGGACUCGUCCAAGAUAUUUUCAUCCCCAACAACAACCUGCAAGGCGCCAUUCCCUCCGAAAUACGAUUCUUGCGUCACUUGGAGCUCCUUUCGCUUCGUCACAACACCAUCAGCGGAACCAUUCCCGCGGAUAUUGGACACUUGUACGCCAGUCUCCAGUAUCUGGAUCUUUCCAAAAACGCAUUGACGGGAAGCAUCCCUCCCAAUGUCUUGGGUCGUCUUCAUGGGCUCAAGGUCCUGGGAUUGUCGUCCAACUUGCUCGAGGGAACGCUCCCCAUGGCUGACUUUACCUCCUUGACACACUUGAAGACUUUGGAUUUGGGAUACAACCAAUUCACGGGAACGGUCAAGAAGUCAUUGUUCGAUUUGAAGGAUCUCGAGUUCCUCUACCUCGAGUACAACGAGUUUGAUGAUGUCAUGGAUUCCGAUUUCUUUAUCCAGCUCCACAAGCUCGAGGAAUUGACUUUGAACAACAACAAGUUCAAGUCCAUCGACACUCUUCCACUCCACCUACUUUCCCAUCCACAGCUGCGACUACUCGACCUUUCCAACAAUUUUUUGGAGGCGUCGCUUCCAUCGUCGUUCCUUGCCAGUGGCGGAAGUGUCGAGACCAGUCUAGAAUAUUUGAAUAUUCGUAACAACCAAAUGAAAGGAAGCAUUCCUUUGAACAUUCAAGAGCUAUCCAACCUCGAAUUAUUGGACUUGUCUCAGAAUGCCCUGACUGGAACAGUACCAGUGUCGCUAGGCAACAUGAAGGACCUGACACGCCUCCAUUUGGGAGAAAACAACUUUGCUGCCGGCAUGAUCCCUCCCACUCUGUUCACCAUUCUCAAUUUGAAGCACCUCAGCAUCCCCAUGUCGGGGCUGACAGGCCAGAUCCCGACUUGGUUUCCCAUGCUGUCCCACUUGGAGUAUCUGGACUUGACCGGAAAUCGUCUAACGGGAUCCAUUCCCAGCGACAUGUUCGCGAUGCCAAAACUAAAGACUCUUUUGCUCGGAUCCAACAUGCUGAAUUCCACAUUGCCUCCAGCCUUUCCCCAAUCGCAGCUCGAAAUCUUGGCUGUAGACAACAACGCCGUCAUCGGACACGCCGCCGACAUCUGCGAGAACGCUGCCAACCUUCACACUUUCACCUAUGGCUGCGCACAAGUCGUCUGCCACGGUGCCUGCUGCCAUUCCGAGUGCUGCAGCCCUGAUGCAGUUCAGAAUGAUCGUUCCGACGAAUGCUUUGGUUCUUUGCUCUCCACCUCCUUGCAAACGUUGUACGAAGAGGAGACCCACAGCUACCAAGCAAACCGCACGAUCCUCAGCUUCUCCCCUAACCUGAUCCUCCGUGACCACACCUUGUAAGCGGGUCCUUACUUUUUUCGUUUGUGGCUGUUCCUGCAUGCAGCCACCAAAACUCCAGUUCUGAAAUAUGUUUACUACACUACACUCUAAAGAAUGCAUAUAAAGCUGCAUGUUACCUCCAACGCUACUAGAAACUAAUAGCGUAGUGGAAAUACCUUUCCACCGUUUGCCAUGGUGGUGCUUUGCGGAUACGGUGCCGGAAGUAGGCAUGUCCUCAGCAUUGCACCUGCUGCCUCUCGCAGACUCGAGUCAUUGCUUCGGCAGCCACUUGUCUUGUACUGGUAGGCUAGAGCCACUAGGGUGAGGAUAGAGGCCCUUCAAACCCAGAGCACAGCAAGAGUGAAGCUUGAGUUGAAAGACAAACAAGGUGAGCAUUCCACGUUCGGCUCGACCGGCGAAAACAUUGCGGGGUGGGGUCCCUGAGAGCUGCGCCCCCACGAUCCUCCAACGACGGGGAAUGUUGGCUCCGUAGUCUGAAGACCUCAACCACCCGCCGCAAAAGGACCUGGCUACAACUAGCCGGUGGUACACGUACAGCAAGAGACAUGAGUACACGGUAGUAGUGCCUUCAACCCAAAAGUGACUUC